AGAGCGGCGUUUCGGCACCGGUGGAAUCAGUGCGAGUACCGUACGUCAGAUGUCAGAGGAAGGAUUGUAACUGUCAGCAGUAUUCACUGUAACCGGUAGAGGGCGCAAGGCACAGUGCUGUGGUGAUUUCAGGAACAGAGUUGGCCCGUCAGAUUCACAGAGAAAUCCAGCGAGAUGUGGAAGAGCUAGUCGCUCAGGGCAACAUGAGGCCCCACCUUGGCGUAAUCUUAGUCGGAGAUGACCCAGCCAGUCAUACCUAUGUUAAGAACAAGACCCGGGCAGCCACCAUCCUGGGUAUUUCCAGUGAGACAGUGGUUCGGCCCAGCUCAGUUUCCCAGGAGGAGUUACUGGGGCUGAUCGAUAAGAUGAACCGUGACUGGAGGGUCAGCGGUCUCCUGGUGCAGCUGCCACUUCCAGAGCACAUCAACGAGCGAGCUGUGUGUAAUGCAAUCGCUCCAGAGAAGGAUGUUGAUGGUUUCCAUAUUGUGAAUAUUGGAAAGUUGUGCCUGGACCAGAGAUCGAUGGUACCUGCAACGCCUGCAGCUGUCUGGGAGAUGAUCAAAAGAGCAGGAAUUGAGACAGUGGGAAAGAAUGUCUUGGUUGCUGGUCGCUCCAAAAAUGUUGGAAUGCCCAUUGCUAUGUUGCUGCAUACCGAUCGCAACCAUGAACGCCCUGGAGGUGAUGCCACAGUGACGAUCGCUCACAGAUGUACACCAAGGGAUCAGCUGAAAAAACUUACUAUGCUGGCUGACAUCAUCAUUGCAGCGGCAGGUGUUCCAGCUCUGAUCACGGCAGACAUGGUGAAAAAGGGUGCAGCAGUUAUUGACGUCGGCAUAAAUCGCAUCCUGGACCAGAACACAGGGAAAGUCCGUCUCAUCGGGGAUGUGGAUUUUGAGGGAGUGAAGGAGAAAGCAGGUUUCAUAACACCUGUUCCUGGAGGUGUGGGUCCAAUGACUGUUGCCAUGCUCAUGAAAAACACUGUGACUGCUGCCAGAAAUGCACUGAUGCAUUAAAAACAGUAUACACCCUUCAUUUUAGUUUGCAUUGCAGAGAGGUAACAGCAUAUGAACAUGCAAUAACCUGCAUACAUUUCAGUAUACACGCAAAACAAACCUCUCUGCUGAACAAUUACACACUUUUAUUUCAACAGUUUUGACCUCAAGAUUUCAUACUUGCCUGGAAACCUACUUGAUAUGUACCAUGUUUACUUCCAUAUUUAUUAUUUAUUUUAUUAUUGUAAUUCAGAUUUUGCUUUUGUACAUGUUAGAUUAAUAUUUUUUCUACUGCAAUGUUUUGAUUUAUUGAAUAUGCUUAAAAUUAGCAAGAAAGAAGUCAUAAUAAAAGUGGGUUUCAGUCAGUGCCA
Molecule: messenger RNA, 1363 nt
Organism: Xiphophorus couchianus (Monterrey platyfish)
Lineage: Eukaryota; Metazoa; Chordata; Actinopteri; Cyprinodontiformes; Poeciliidae
Gene: mthfd2l
Product: methylenetetrahydrofolate dehydrogenase (NADP+ dependent) 2 like
Exons: 8
Coding region: 204-1013 (269 amino acids)
Biological process (GO): tetrahydrofolate interconversion
Cellular component (GO): mitochondrion
Molecular function (GO): methylenetetrahydrofolate dehydrogenase (NADP+) activity; methenyltetrahydrofolate cyclohydrolase activity; methylenetetrahydrofolate dehydrogenase (NAD+) activity
Source: RefSeq, a predicted model, not a curated record